Molecule: messenger RNA, 2125 nt
Organism: Papaver somniferum (opium poppy)
Lineage: Eukaryota; Viridiplantae; Streptophyta; Magnoliopsida; Ranunculales; Papaveraceae
Product: probable aquaporin NIP5-1
Exons: 4
Coding region: 659-1564 (301 amino acids)
Biological process (GO): transmembrane transport
Cellular component (GO): membrane
Molecular function (GO): channel activity
Source: RefSeq, a predicted model, not a curated record
AAGAAAAUAACUAAUUAAGUUCUUUUUUUGCGUUUUACUAUAUAAGAAACCCACAUUCAUCUAUCUCAUUGCUCAUCACCAACUAUACUACUAUACCAGUCUUGUUUGUUUGUUAACUCCCUCAUCACCCUUUUGUGUUCUAGCUGUUCAUCGUCGUCUCUUUUAAUCAUUCUCUUCAUCUUUUUCACUUCAGUUCGUUCUUCAUUCGGAGUAUUAUUCUCAGCUUCUUCAUGCAGAUGUGUAUUUGGAGAAUAGAAUCUUGAAUUUUAAUUGUUGAAACUGGAUCAUUCGAUUUUUAUUAUUCCUUAAAACUACUUUUAAAAAAGCUUUACAAGCAUGUAAUUGUUUUCCAUUAAUUUUCUCUCGAACAUCUAUCAAAAAAACCCAAAAAAAUUAAAUUAGUCUUAUUCUAUAGAUUCAUCUUAUAGGAUUUAUCAAAUAGUUAGUGAUUGUUAGACUGGCGAGGAUUCAAUCUAUUACUUAGAAAUACAUCUAUAAAAACCUUCCAAUCAUGUAAAUUAGUUCUAUCUUUCUUUGUUUACUCUCUUUUACUAGAGAUAUUUAUCCAAAAAAACAAAAAAAUUAGUCUACUUAGUGUUUAUUUUUCCUGCGUGUUCCGUUUAUCAGUCCCUCUUACAUUGUUAAAAAAAAAAAAAAAAUGCCUGAAGUUGAUUUGAACAACGGGAUUGAGAACAGUUCGGCGACCCCACCGGCAACUCCCGGAACACCAACGCCGUUGAUGUCAUCGCUGAGAAUCGACUCAUUGUCCUAUGAAAGGGAGAGGAAGUCCAUGCCUCGAGGCAAGUGUUUCCCAGUUGAAUCAUGGACACCCAACCAUAUGUGUGUCACCGAUCUCGGACCACCGGACGUCUCUCUUGGCAGGAAGCUAGGAGCAGAGUUCGUAGGGACCUUCAUAUUGAUGUUUGCAGCCUCGGCCGGGCCUAUUUUAAACCAGAAGUACGACGGUGUUGAGACACUCAUAGGGAAUGCAGCUUGUGCUGGACUUGCUGUUAUGGUGCUCAUAUUAUCCACGGGUCACAUAUCAGGGGCACAUUUCAAUCCUUCCCUCACCAUCGCUUUUGCAGCAUUCCGACAUUUUCCAUGGACUCAAGUUCCUGCUUACAUAUUAGCUCAGGUAUCUGCGUCAAUAUGUGCCUCUUUCGCCCUCAAGGGUGUUUUUAACCCCUACAUGUCUGGUGGUGUUACUAUCCCUUCAAACACUCUUGCUCAAGCCUUUGCGCUUGAGUUUAUUAUCACCUUCAUUCUUAUGUUUGUUGUCACGGCUGUUGCAACGGAUACUCGUGCGGUUGGAGAACUGGCAGGAAUAGCAGUCGGAGCAACUGUCAUGCUGAACAUUCUAAUCUCCGGGCCAGCUAGUGGUGGAUCAAUGAAUCCAGUGAGGACACUAGGUCCAGCGGUGGCAUCAGGCAACUACAAAGCCAUAUGGGUGUACAUAAUAGCACCAACAUUGGGUGCACUUGCAGGGUCAGGCAUCUACACUCUCAUCAAGCUCCAUGAUGUAGAGGGUGACCCGCCUCGCCCAGUUAGAAGCUUCCGUCGCUAGUCUAAGUCACUUUCAUUCUGGCCCUCCAAAUAAGUGUACGUUUUCAUGUGUGGAUGUGUUUCUUUUUGCUUCACAGUCUCAUACAUUAUAGCAUCUGCUAUAUUGGUACGAGCUAAGUGUGUGCAUUAUUAUUCUCCUACCUAUAUCGACAUAGACAUGUGUGAUAGAGGUAAAAAGGGAGAAGAAAAAAAAAACAUAAAACAAAAUUCAAGUCCAUUUGCCGUGUUUCAGUACUACUCUCCUCUACAGCUAGCAACAGGAGUAGGAGUAUAGUCAUAGGCAGCGAGGCGAAAAAAAACAAACUAUAUACUAUAUUGAGUUAUAAGUAAAAUACAACUUAUAUCAUGCGUGGAUUGUUGAGUGUUGUGUGAUUUCUCAGAAUAAAACUGUUUGCAAGUGUGAUAACUAUUAUCGUGUGUACUGUAAGGAUUAUACAUAGACUGUUAUGUAUUUGUGUUUAAAGUUGUAACCAGCCACUGAUGUGUGUGGUUUUGAGUUUCAACAGUGUAGGUUUACUACUUUAUAUAAUUAUAUAUAAAAAGAUUUCUGUUUGUGUGUUAA